This is a messenger RNA of Didymodactylos carnosus, 1173 nucleotides long. Lineage: Eukaryota; Metazoa; Rotifera; Eurotatoria; Philodinida; Philodinidae. The record is from the annotation of a GenBank genome assembly.
AUGCAUUUUAUCAAAGCCUAUCUUUCAUGCUUGUGGUUAUUAGUUCUAUGUGUUGCUGUUAGUCAAUCCUUCACCGAUGAGUGUUUAGAAACAGCAUGGCCUCCGAAUCCUACGCGUUCGAUUACCACAUAUGUUGUUGAUUUGGAUGAACCGGCUCAUCAACGAUGGGCGUCAAUUGCUGCUAUGUACAAAGUUCAAAUAAAAGAUUUAGUCGAUUACAUCAAAGUAUUCGUUCUCAAAAUAUCUCCAAAAUUACAAUUUUUAAUUGAUUUAGUUGAUACAAAAUUGCCAGAAAUGGCUGACACAUUCCCGAGUCCCUAUGGUGAUGAAAUUAAAGGCAUUAGUGAAGCAUCAGGAAUUAAUUUGGGCGAAGUUGUUUUAUAUAACGUUUUCUAUGAAAUAUUUACAUUGUGUACAUCAAUUGUUGCUCAAGAUGAAAAUGGAAAAAUGUACCAUGGCCGAAAUCUUGAUUUUGGUUUACUGUUAGGAUGGGAUUUUGCAAACGAUACAUGGGCAUUAUCAGAGAAAUUAAGACCGCUAAUAUUACAAGUUAAUUUUACACAAAAUGGUCAAGUUCUGUAUAAAACAACAACCUUUGCUGGAUAUGUUGGAAUAAUUACGGGUAUCAAACCAAAUCAUUUUUCUAUCACAAUGAAUGAACGGUAUGGAAUACAAGGUGGUUAUAUUGGUUUAAUCGAAUGGAUAUUUAACAUUAAUCGACAGCAAUCCUUUGUAACAUUCGCUAUGCGUGAUAUGCUCGCAACAGCGGAUACAUUUGCUAGUGCUGUUGAAUAUUUGUCAAAAACUCCACUAUUAGCACCAUGUUACUACAUUUUAGCUGGACCUGAAGCUGGCCAAGGUGUUAUUAUAACACGUUCACGUAAAAAUGCUGAUAAUAUCACACUACUUGGCAAAGAUAAUUCAUGGUUUCUUAUUCAAACAAAUUAUGAUCAUUGGAAAAAGCCACCAUUCUACGAUGAUCGAGUAACACCAGCAACUAAUUGUAUGAAUAAAUAUGGUGCACAAAAUGUAACAUUUCCAUCCUUAUUCAAUGUAUUCUCAUCAAGACCUGUAUUAAACAAAUUAACUGUAUAUACAGCCCUAAUGGAAUUAUCAACCGGACAUUUAGAAUCUUAUUGGCAAUAUUGUGAAGAUCCGUGUUUUCCGUGGUGA